AAUUCAUCUUGUCACCUUCAACAACACCGGUCUCACCAUUGAACAACGGUGCGCUUCGUCCCCCUUGCAACCCCCGUCACCCGAUCAUGAAUAAACGGCACCAUGUCGACAUUCAACGGACUUGUCGCAGAGUUUCCUGACAUACGAAUCGACUUCUUUCGGAGCCAUGCUGGCCGUCGUCCACCACUCGCGUGCUUCCUAAGCCACAUCCAUAGCGACCACCUGGCCGGGCUCGAGACGCUGCGCUCCCCCUUUGUCUACUGCUCUGCAGCCACGCGGGAGAUGCUGCUCCGUCUCGAGCGCUACCCUUGUCGCCUCAACUAUGCCAGAGGCAUCCUCGAGGCGCGCGUGCAGACGUACAAGCAUCUCAAGAACCUGCUCAAACCGCUGCCCCUGGAAACCCCCACCACCUUGGAGCUUGCGCCCGGCAGCCACAUCCAGGUCACUCUGUUCGACGCGAACCACUGCCCCGGCGCCGUCAUGUUCCUCAUUGAGGACUUGCAUCGCGCCAUUCUCUACACAGGCGACGUCCGGAGCGAACCCUGGUUCGUCAACUCCAUCGCGAGAAACCCGGCUGUCAUCGAGUACACCUCGGGCAUCAGGACUCUCGAUAAGAUCUAUCUCGACACCUCUUUUUUAAAGGACGUACCGUUCCAGACCAAGGCUGAGGGGAUUGCAGAGCUGCUCCGGAAGGUGGCUUCAUACCCCAAUGACACCGUCUUCCACAUCCAAGCCUGGACCUACGGGUACGAGCAGGUGUGGAUCGCCUUGUCCAAGGCUCUAAGGUCCCGGAUCCACGUCGACGAUUACAAGAUGCGCAUAUUCUCCGCCUUGACCGUCAAGACAUCCAAUGACCGCUUCGGUUCGUCCGUUCAUCUGUGUCCCGAGGCCCCUGCUCUGGCCGGCUAUGUCUGUGGAAACACCCCUCACCCAGGGUGUCUUACCAGAGACGAGCACGUUCGCCUGCACAGUUGCGAAAGGGGCAACUUCUGCAGUGUUGUCCGCAAUGCUAGCGUCGUAUCCAUACAACCAGUGGUGGCGCAUCUCGGAGGCGGCGCAGAUAUCGCUGAAGUCGGCGUCGGCGGGGGCGGGGAUGACCUGGAACGCGAUGCGGAACUCGACCCCCUGUCGGUGGAAGAAAUGAAGGCGGCGCUGAAGCUGAUCCACGAGACGACGGGCAUCUCGGUGGAUGCAAAGUCCAGGCUUCUUGAGUUCCUGGAGACCGGUGCCCAAACCGGCCGAAACGUGUCGUUGGACCUGGACAUGGCGGCCUUUGGGGAGAAGAACGAGGCGGCAAUCCUGGAUGCCUUUCAGGCGAUCGGCCAGAGUAAAAGGAACUUGAACGAGGAAACGGCCAGUUCUGCGAGCGAUCCGGCUGAUCGGUUGCCGAAAGUCAUCACGUUCCCGUACUCUCGGCAUUCGUCGUAUCCAGAACUAUGUGACUUGGUUCGGGCGUUUCGCCCGAAGGAUGUCUGGCCCUGCACUGUGAAUACUGCCGAGUGGCUCAGGAAUGGCACUUCCAUCCGGUCUCUUUUUGGAUGCUACUGUUCCGGAGACAGGUUCGCUCACGAUAUUGAGAUGGGGGAAAUAGCCCAUGAUGGUGCAGGGGUUCUCGAGCGGACGGAGUCCCAAGACAUUGACAGCAGUCAGUCGUCCGCACUUGAAGCCGAAUCUACAACGCUGCCCCCCUUACAGAGUCAUCAAGUCAUUGAGAUUGGCACAGCCGGUGUCGGGAUCGGUACGACGAUCAGAAAGACCAACGGAGAGUCCGCUGUACCUCAAAACCUCCUAGAAGAACCACGGAGAGUUGGCUGUCUUGGUGGUGAAGUCCAGGACACGCGGGACUCGUCUGUAUCUCACAUCUUCACGAAGCACGUCCACCCAUCUGCAGUUGCUUCACGUACGCGAACCGAUGCCUAUACAAACAUGGAAAGAAACGUCCUCGGGGGCGAAUGGACGCCGAUCGGCUUGCUCUCUACGGUCGAUCACCAUACGGCACCGGACAAGGACCUGGGGAUAGUCUGAAGUCGUUCGAUGUGUUGUGGCACGCGUGCAUGUCUUCACCUAUGACAUGGACAUAGAGUCUGUGAAGUCAUUGCAAGGUCAUGAUUAUCAUUGAAGGUCGGCUUUUGCUCAGGAACGAGCCACGAGAAGCUAAAGAAGAAAAUGGCAGAUGGAGGCUCACAGCGUUGCUGUGAUACAGCCUUCGCAAUCUUUGGUAUCAACGCAAGCGGCGUGUCAGUGGAAAUGCUGUUCACCAGUCUGCUGCGGCCGCAACGCUCCGGCCUCAGACACACCCCAUUUUCCGUCGAUAUACUGCCGCAGACUCUUCCCCCAGAACGCGAGCGGCACAGCAACGCCUCCGACGAUCAACAGAAUGGCGCCCAGCUCGAAGUUGGCGCCCAGGUAGCCCUGCGAAUCGAGCCACGGCGUGACGGCGUAGCUCGUCGCGAAGCUCAACAUGUAGCCGGCGCCCCCGACGAUGAUCAUGGCGGGCGCCGCCCAGCGAGGGAACGCCUCGGUGACCCAGAGCGUCGAGGCGAUGCCGUACGAGGCGGCGCUGAAGGCGUUGAUGAGAUAAGACACAAAGAUCCAGAUAAAGCUCCACUUGUAAUGCACCGUCAGCCCGUACAGGAAGACGCUGCCG
This is a messenger RNA of Colletotrichum destructivum, 2647 nucleotides long. RefSeq names its product Putative metallo-beta-lactamase, ribonuclease Z/Hydroxyacylglutathione hydrolase. Lineage: Eukaryota; Fungi; Ascomycota; Sordariomycetes; Glomerellales; Glomerellaceae. The transcript has 2 exons. Gene Ontology annotation, molecular function: damaged DNA binding; 5'-3' DNA exonuclease activity. Bases 103 to 2025 code for a protein of 640 amino acids. Gene Ontology annotation, biological process: double-strand break repair via nonhomologous end joining; interstrand cross-link repair. The record is from RefSeq and is a predicted model, not a curated record.